GGCUGAGCACACAGAGGCCAGUCCUGAGCACACCCAGCUCCGGCUCAGCCGCCACCAUGUCUCUGACCAAGGCUGAGAGGAACAUCAUCCUGUCCAUGUGGGGCAAGAUCUCCACUCAGGCGGAUGCCAUUGGCACCCAGGCCCUGGAGAGGCUCUUCCUCAGCUACCCCCAGACCAAGACCUACUUCCCGCACUUCGACCUGCACCCGGGCUCAGCGCACCUGCGCACGCACGGCGCCAAGGUGGUGGCCGCCCUGGGCGAUGCCGUCAAGAACAUCGACGACAUCUCGGGCGCCCUGUCCAAGCUGAGUGAGCUGCACGCCUACAUUCUGCGCGUCGACCCGGUCAACUUCAAGCUCCUGUCCCACUGCCUGCUGGUCACGGUGGCCUCGCACUUCCCCGCCGACUUCACGGCCGAUGCCCACACCGCCUGGGACAAGUUCCUGUCCAUCGUGUCCUGCGUUCUGACCGAGAAGUACCGCUGAGCAGCCGCCAGACCGAGGGCGGGCUGCGACCUGUUCCCUGCCCUUGAACCUUCCCACAAUAUUUCCCGAGAUUCCCCAAUAAAUGGAUGAGGAUGG
Molecule: messenger RNA, 581 nt
Organism: Hyaena hyaena (striped hyena)
Lineage: Eukaryota; Metazoa; Chordata; Mammalia; Carnivora; Hyaenidae
Product: hemoglobin subunit zeta
Exons: 3
Coding region: 57-485 (142 amino acids)
Biological process (GO): hydrogen peroxide catabolic process; oxygen transport
Cellular component (GO): blood microparticle; hemoglobin complex; haptoglobin-hemoglobin complex
Molecular function (GO): haptoglobin binding; heme binding; iron ion binding
Source: RefSeq, a predicted model, not a curated record